Molecule: messenger RNA, 774 nt
Organism: Rhipicephalus microplus (southern cattle tick)
Lineage: Eukaryota; Metazoa; Arthropoda; Arachnida; Ixodida; Ixodidae
Product: tigger transposable element-derived protein 6
Cellular component (GO): nucleus
Molecular function (GO): DNA binding
Source: RefSeq, a predicted model, not a curated record
AUGAAUGGCACAGAUAAACGGCCACUGCUCGCUAUUGGCAGGAGCAAGAAGCCCCACUGUUUCAAGGGGAAUCGCAGGCUGCCAGUAAGCUACACCAUGAACUUGAAGUCGUGGAUGACGCGCCCAAUUUUUAGCAGCUGGCUCCAGUCACUCGAUGCCGACAUGCGGAAGGCAAACAGGUCGGUCUGCCUUCUUCUUGACAACUGUAGCGCCCAUCACGUCGACAUGCAGCUCAGAAACGUGCGCCUGGCGUUUUUUCCACCAAACUGCACUUCGGUGCUGCAGCCUCUCGAUCAUGGAGUUAUUCGCAGCGUGAAGUGUGCUUACAGAGAGAGGCUGAUUCAGCGUUUGCUGCUGAAUAUAUGUAUGAAGCACCCCACUGACGAGGACUUGUUCAGGGCCCUAGAGAUGAUCACCGCCGCAUGGAUUGUGACGAGUCCAGCCGUGAUAACGAAUAGCUUCACACAAGCCAGCCUUGUCACUCUGCAGGCAUCAUGCACUGAUCCAGCAGAACCGAAAGAAGGUUCGCCUGUAGGCGCACUUGAUGACGGUAUUGGUGACAGGGCAGUGCCACCAUCACUGACCAGUGCACGGGGCGAACUUUGUGCCAUGGCAAACGAGAUUCUCGAUGGCCUCAGCAUCCAUGAGUUUGUUUGCGCAGAUGAAGGCAUCGUCGUGCACAAAGUGACUGAUGAAGCCAUCGUCAGUAGCGUGUGCAAGGCGGCGGAUCCCGAUGAGCAACGACCAGAGCAGCCAGAGAAAACAAGUCCAUAG